Molecule: messenger RNA, 1220 nt
Organism: Camelina sativa (false flax)
Lineage: Eukaryota; Viridiplantae; Streptophyta; Magnoliopsida; Brassicales; Brassicaceae
Source: RefSeq, a predicted model, not a curated record
AUGAGGGAUUUUGAUCUGGAGAAAUCCAAAGAUGCGUUUCUCGAUUACACGAAGUGGCGAGUUGAUUCCAAAGUGGAUUUGAUCUCUAAUGAGUUUAAGUUUGAGGAAUACGAUGAAGUGAAGAAACAUUACCCUCAUGGCUUUCAUAAGGUUGACAAAAGUGGUAGACCAAUCUACAUCGAGAGGCUCGGGAUGGUUGACCUUAACGCCUUUCUUAAAGCAACCACUGUUGACAGAUAUGUUAACAAUCAUAUCAAAGAGCAAGAGAAGACGCUGAGCUUGAGAUAUCCCGCUUGUUCGAUUGCUUCAGGGAAGCACGUUUCGUCUACCACUACCAUUUUGGAUGUAUCUGGAGUGGGAAUGUCAAACUUCUCAAAACCUGCGAGAUCACUCUUCAUGGAAAUUCACAAGAUAGACAGCAACUACUACCCUGAGACUUUGCAUCGCCUCUUCGUUGUCAAUGCCAGUUCUGGAUUCAGGAUGUUGUGGCUUGCACUCAAGACCUUUCUUGAUCCUCGGACUUUGGCUAAAGUUCAAGUGCUAGGACCCAACUACCUUGGAGAGCUACUUGAAGCAGUAGAUCCAAGCAACUUGCCAACAUUUCUUGGAGGAAAUUGCACUUGUACAGAUCAUGGAGGCUGUCUUUUUAGCGAUGAAGGACCUUGGAAUGAUCCAGACAUCAAGGAAAAGAUCCAGGAGUCUUCCACAAUCGGAGAUGCUGAUCCAGAGAGGGAAACUUUAGAUAAAGUCUCAGAAAAUGCUUCAGCCAAUCAAAAGGAAAACUCAGGAAAGAUGGUGAUUACACUGGAAAAGUAUACUGCCCUGAAAACUGCUGUUAAGGAUUCCCAGAAGAAAAUUGAAAUGUUGGAGGUAUCACUCCAUGAGACCAAAAAGGUCUUGAAGGGACUCGCAGAGAUCAUUAAACCGAAUGAAACCAGCAAACCUAUAGCCAAAUACAAACCGGUUUAGAUUAAGACAAAUUAGUUAAGAAAAAUGUCCGGUUUAAUGAGCUUGAAAUGAUGAUAGAUAGUGUGUGGAAUCCGUACUACGGUGUGAUAAAUGCAAUCCUGUGUGGAGCCAAUCUGUCUCACAUGCCCUCUAAUUUACUUCCACAAACAACUGCACUGCACGUGUGAUCUCUGAUGCUUCAACUUCAUUUGCUCACACAUUUAUUUCUCUAUGUUUUAUUAAAAUCUAAUUCCACAGCUCGAUUUGAUCCU